AUGGCGGCGAGUUAUAAUUCAAGCACGGUGAGACCGCAUGCGGGAAACGGACAGUCGUCGCCUGGGCCCCCUGCACCGGGCCUGCCGUCGACGUCGACGUUCUCGUUCAAGGCCCCGUUCCCUGUGUCCCCUGUGUCGGCGGCCAAUGUGACGGCGCUGAAGCACCGCCGGGUGUCGCUGGCCUCGCCCUCGUCGCCUCGUAUUGUCAAGCCAUGGAGCUUCAGAGACGAAAUGGGGUUACAGCCACAGGCUUCGGAGGAUGCGAAUGUUACGGCGGCGGCGGGGAAGGCUACGUCAGCUAAUACCGCUACGAGUUCGCCGUUGGCAGGAUCACCUUCAGAGACGACGACGCCGCCCACCGACGGGCUGCCGGAGAAGAAGGGCAAGAUGCGGAAGAUUGACCCGACGCAGAACAGCGACGACUCGGCUUUGGUUCUGGAGAAGAAACCUAGGAAGAAAUGGUCUUCGGAGGAGACGCAGAUGCUGGUUGACGGGUGCAAUAAGCAUGGCGUUGGAAACUGGAAAACUAUUCUACAAGACCCUGAAUUCACAUUUCAUGAUCGCUCAGCCGUGGAUCUUAAAGACAGGCACGCUUUAUUUUUUAAUGACUAUCAUAUGACGCUUACAAUGUAUUGGGGCUGUAGAUUCCGGACCUACUUCCCUGAUGCAUACAAGAAACACUACCCGAAUGCACGCACUCACCUUUCCAGCAAGAUUCGUUCGACCUUUGCGGAUGGAACCUCCCUCUUCGAGAAAACACGCAGUAAGCGGAGGAGGCCAUUCACAGAGGCGGAGGACCGCGCACUGAAGGCAGGCUAUGAGAAACACGGCACGACGUGGGCGACGAUUGUCAAAGACCCGAUCUUCCAGGAGCAGAACCGCCGCUCGACAGAUCUGCGUGACCGGUUCCGCAAUGCUUUCCCGAUGCUCUAUCAGGCGGCGGGGUACAAACCGCGCACGGCGGCGGCGAGCAAGAAGCGGGAUAAGGAUAACCUGGAUGGUGCGCCGCAGGUUAUGAGGGCGGCGGAUGAUCAGCUAGCGACUGCUGGACCGGUGAGGAGUCGGCGGAGGGCGCAUACGAGUCAGGGGCUCCUGAGAGGCGGUACGAAGAGUGUCCCACAGAGCACGGCGUGUUCGGAGGAUGAGGACAGUUCGGGAGGAGAGGAGGAGAGCGAGAGCUCGCGAAGGGUGUUCAAGACUCCACCGUUGCCAGUGUUUGUGGAUGGGAAUCAUGAUUUUAGGGCGGGGUCGAAGAUGAAAAGACCCGUGAAGGGUACUACGUCUGUCAGUGCGCCGGUGAUUUCGACUUCGGGGUCUGCUUCUUCAAAUACAACUGCCCCAUCAACUACUACGUCGGCUCCUGUUUCCCAACCGACGGAAUACAAUGAUGGACCUGAGGAUGAGGACAUGGAUCUUGUGCUCGUCGAUACGGACCCACUGAACAUCCCCGACUUCCUCCCGAAUCAUACACAUUCCGACAUGGAGACCUGGUCGUCUGGACUCAACACUCCAACACAUUCGUCUACAGCUGCAUGGUCGACAGCUGCUGCGUCACCGACUUCUAGCCACGUCUCAGACUUUUUCUUGACCGGCAAUGCCACGAGCAACAGUGCAUCAAGUGCCUCGUCACCUUUCAUCCAUAGACGUACUGACAUUCCCGGCUCGCACAACAUGGGCAACAUGAUCGGGAAAAGCGCUUGGGGCACCAACGACUGGUUCUCGCCUAAUCCGCGGCUGGACAGCGGAAACGGCGGGAACGCAAGCAGCAGCGCCUCGUCAUCGUCGUACAUCGACGCCUCGAGCUUCUCGCCCGCCUCGCCGUUCUCCUUCCACCCGCAUCUGAACCACGACGUGCUCGACCGGUACGACCUCUUCCCACCGUACAUGCCCGACAGCAACUCGUCGGAGGUGGGGCACGGCGACACGCACACGACGUUUUCGGGCGAGUUUGGGCUCGGGCUGGGCCUGGGCGGUGCGAGCGGCACGUCGAAGGGGUACCAUUCGCAGAUUGCGGGCGACCUCAUCUCGGGCGGCGCGCGUAUGCACCAGCAGCCGUCGUCGUUCGCCGCCGCGUUUCUCCCGCUGUCGCUCUCGUCCGGGGCAGCGUAUGGGGGUGCCGGGGCUGGUUUUGGGGGUGCGGGACAGAAUGGGGAGAUUUCGGGGUUGGGGCUGGAGGGUAUUCAUCCGAUGCAGUUGCAUGGACAUGGACAUGGGCACGGGCAUUCGCACUCGACGAGUUUGGCGGCGAUUGAUGAGCUUGGGCUGACGGGUAUUUCGUUGAACGACCGUGUGGAUUCGAGCUCCGGUGCGUCGACUGCGUCUGGAAAUGGGGGCGAUGCGAUGGAUGAUGGGAGGCGAGAUGGGGUCGGAGGUGCAGGGACUGGGAAUAACGAUGACGAGCAGGACGCUGUUAUGAUGGAGAUGGCGUUUGGGAUCCCGCAUUCACCGGAAAAGGCACAACUUCAGCAGCAGCAGCAGAUGAGAAGUCUCCAGGAAGAGGAGGAAGCUAAUUCGGUUGAUUUGGACAACUCGCUCAGCUCGGAUUCGUUUGGGUUGGAUGAUCUUGUGGAUAUGAAUGAGCUCCAUGCAACACCGCCAGCUACACCCGUGUUGACGCAGCCGCGGCCGAUGAGGCGGGCCUCUGGGACGAUGAUGCACAGUUUCGAUAGCCCACUUACAGGAGGCGGUGGUGGUGGUGGUGGACAUCACGCAAGAUCCAUCUCCGUCCCACCCUCUGAGGCGCGAAACGUGUUCCUCGGCGGCGGAAUACCGAUGUCGAUGGAUGAUGUCGGCCUGCACAGUAUGCACGCCCCCGUUGAUCUGCAGCAACAACAGUUGGCCGAGUCUGCACGGACACUGCACGCGUUUUUCAACCCGCAUCUGUCGUCUCCUGUCAGUGGCAACGGCCAUGGGCAUGGACUUAUCGCGCAACAGAGGCAUAAGGCGUCGGAGCCGAUGAGGUUGGCUAAUAGCACUGGUUCGAUGCAGCCGCCCAUGUCGCCGGUUCUGCGUCAGCAGCAAAAUGGUAGUGUUCAGCAGCAGAUUCAACAACAACAACAACAGCAGCAGCAGCAGCAGCAACAUCAUCAGCAACAGCAACAACAUCAUCAACAACAGCAACAGCAACAACAGGCUACGGGUUCUGUGUAUACGAACAACCUCCUUUCGCCAUCGUCCCCGUCAAUUCUUUCUCCAUCAUCAAAUUCCGCAUCCGCCGCCGCUGCUCAUCAAGGACAUGGCAUUGGCAUUGGCCACUCCGUCCAUAUGAAUAUGAACGAACAGAACCUCAAUAACGAAAUAUGGCGGAAUGUCUUCCCAUAUAACUUAUCAUUCCUAGAUCUGCACACGGAUUACACGCAUGCCCCGGGCCAUCAUCAUUCUCAGUACGGUGCGCUGAACAACCACCAUGGCUUAGGCGGUGGGCUGGAUGUGACGCUAGAGGAUUACUCAGAGGCAAGGCAGGGUCUAGCAUUAGAUCUGGCUCAAACGGCUGUGUCGUCCUCGUCGUCUCUGUUCGGUGCUAACGGUGCCGGCUUUGGAAGCUUCAAUAUGAACCUGGGCGCGUCGCUGAGAGGGUUCAACCCCUCCCCUGUGGGAACGAUCAGGCAGCGCGGUAUGGGUAGGGAGAAAACGCCGAUCCCUGCACGGUUCGUGGCGCCUUCUCAGACGGUGUCGACUGUAAACGGGGAGCUCAGCGAGUUGGGGAUCGUAGGUGCGACUGUUGAUGGGCACGGUGGUGCCGAGGAUGGUGGAAGGGGUUCGAACAAGGACGGGACUAUUAGGAGUCGUAAGCAACCACAGCGCUCGGGAAAUGGGACUCUUGGGAGAUCAAUGAGCCAUCAUAGGGGCCAGAGCCAGAGCGCUGUCUGUCCACAGGACCUCAUGCUUCGCAGCGACAAUAAGAGAAAGAGGGCGAGUUGGGAUGGAGGUAUAGCUUGA
This is a messenger RNA of Psilocybe cubensis, 3939 nucleotides long. RefSeq lists its product as uncharacterized. The record is from RefSeq and is a predicted model, not a curated record. Bases 1 to 3939 code for a protein of 1312 amino acids. The transcript is spliced from 2 exons. Lineage: Eukaryota; Fungi; Basidiomycota; Agaricomycetes; Agaricales; Agrocybaceae.